Letharia lupina is the source of this 783-nucleotide messenger RNA. RefSeq lists its product as uncharacterized. Lineage: Eukaryota; Fungi; Ascomycota; Lecanoromycetes; Lecanorales; Parmeliaceae. Bases 1 to 783 code for a protein of 260 amino acids. The record is from RefSeq and is a predicted model, not a curated record. The transcript is spliced from 2 exons.
AUGAUCACAUCUCUCCAAUCCAAUGAGAUAGACAUCGGCAUUGGUCUCACAGAGGGUUGGGUAGCGGGGCUUGGUAAGGCCCAAGCCGAGAGCAGGUCUGCAGGUUACAGGAUGGUGGGAACGUAUGUGGAAACGCCGUUAUGCUGGGCGAUAAGUACGGGAGCCAACAGAGAGGAUGUGACGGGAGUGGAGCGACUGAAGGGGGCAAAGAUGGGCGUCAGCCGGAUUGGUAGUGGUUCCUACGUGAUGGGCUUCGUCCUCGCCGAUACGCACGAUUGGCUUUCCCCAGCCUCUACCUCAUCCUCCUCGGCAUCCGCGCCCUUCGACAUCAUUCCCCUGCAAACCUUCGCCAAACUCCGAGAAUCCGUCAAUGACCGCACCGCCGACUUCUUCAUGUGGGAACACUUCACCUCGAAACGAUACUAUGACAACGGCGAAAUCAAACGCAUCGGGGAAAUAUACACACCCUGGCCGAGCUGGCACAUAGUCGCUAGGCCCGGGGUUAUCGGAGACGAGAGGAUGGAAGAGAUGCUCGAGAAACUGAAUCUGGGGAUAAAGUAUUUUGAGGACCAUCGGGAGGAGGCGGUGCAGUACAUCAGCACUGAGCUGGACUAUUCGGCCGAGGAUGCGAGGGAGUGGUUGAAGACGGUGAAGUUUGCGGAAGAUGUCAGGGGUGUGAGAGGGAGUGUGGUGCAGGAGACUGCAAGCGUGCUGAAGAAAGCAGGGGUGCUGGGCGAGGACGCGAGGAUGGAGGGUAUGAUUGGGAUCCGGAGGAAGGAGUGA